This is a messenger RNA of Lipotes vexillifer (Yangtze River dolphin), 2589 nucleotides long. It is a transcript of the gene DNAAF5, whose product is annotated as dynein axonemal assembly factor 5. The record is from RefSeq and is a predicted model, not a curated record. The transcript is spliced from 13 exons. The coding region runs from base 1 to 2589 and encodes 862 amino acids. Gene Ontology annotation, cellular component: cytoplasm. Gene Ontology annotation, molecular function: dynein intermediate chain binding. NCBI's taxonomy places the organism in Eukaryota, Metazoa, Chordata, Mammalia, Artiodactyla, Lipotidae. Gene Ontology annotation, biological process: inner dynein arm assembly; cilium movement; outer dynein arm assembly.
AUGGCGGCGCUGGUGGCGACCGAGGCCGCGGCGUCCCCGGACCCGGCGGAAGCCGCCGAGACGGCCGAGGCGGCGGAGCUAAGCCGCGUACUGAGCCGCAUGCUGCCCGGUCUGGAGGCUGACAGCAAGCUGGGCCGGCGGCGCGCGCUGGAGGCACUGCAGCGCACCCUGGAGGCGGCGCGGCCCGAGGCGCCCGACGGCGACCCCUCCGCCGCAGCCGCCUUCCAGGGCCCGUGGGCGCGCCUGCUGCUGCCGCGCCUGCUGCGCUGCCUGGCCGACCCGGCCGAAGGCUGCCGCGCGCUGGCCGUGCACCUGCUGGACUUGGGCCUGCGGCGAGCCGCGCGGCCCCGUGACGCCCUCCCGCGCCUGCUACCCGCUCUCGCCGCGCGCCUGGCCGGCCCCGAGCCCGCGCGCCGCCCACCGCCCGAGGCCUGCGAGGAGCUGCGCCUGGCGUUAGUGCAGCUGCUCCACCUGGCCGUACGCCUGAGCGGCGCUGCGCUCGCGCCCCACCUGGACGACGCGAUACGCGUGCUGCGCUGCACGCUGCUUGACCCCUUCGCCGCCGUGCGCCGAGAGAGCUGCGAGUGCGCCGCGGGCCUGGCGCGCGCCACGCCAGACCACUUCCACAUGCAGUCGGAGUCCCUGAUCGGCCCCCUGAUGCAGUCCAUCUCCCACCAGCACUGGAAGGUACGGGUGGCCGUCAUCGAGGCCACGGGCACGGUGAUCCAGUUUGGCAGCGGGAAGUCAGUGGACGACGUCCUUCCUCACUUUGCUCAGCGGCUCUUUGAUGAUGUCCCCCAGGUGCGCCAGGCGGUGGCACGCAUGGUCGGGGGCUGGCUGCUGCACCUGCGGGACCGCUACUCAUUCUUGCAUAGGCUCAUCCCGCUUCUCCUGAGCGGCCUCGACGACGAGAUCCCUGAGAUCGCGUGCGGGGCGGCCGGCCUCUGGGAGCAGGUCGGGCUACACUGGCAGAUGGAGAACGAGGAGGAACUCAAGGACAAGCUGGACUUCGCUGGCCCGCCCCCUGCACACCACCCCUCGCCAGGGAGCCGCCCGGGGCUGGGCUGCCGGGAGCUGGUCUUCAGAAACCUCUCCAAGAUCCUUCCCGCCAUCUGUCACGACAUCACCGACUGGGUGGUGGCGACCAGGGUGAAGUCGGCACAGCUGCUGGCGGUACUGCUGCUGCACGCGGAAGGCCACAUCACGCAGCACCUGGAGCCCAUCCUGCGCACGCUGCUCCACGCCUGCGCCGACGAGGAGGCGGCCGUGGUCCGCAGUUGCACGAGAUCCGCAGAGCUGAUCGGGACCUUCGUCAGCCCGGAGGUGUUUCUGAAGUUGAUCUUGUCGAUGCUGAGGAAGUCUCCCUCCCCCUCCGGCCUCCUGGUCUUUGCCUCCAUCAUCCGAGGCUGCCCGAGGGAGGCCCUCCGGCCGCACGUGAAGGUCAUCGCCGUGGAGCUGGCCCACGCUCACAUCUGCCAAGGGUCUGAAAAUCGCUUGUACGGGGAGCGCCUGCUGCAGUGCGUGCAGGCCGUGGUGUCCGUGAGCCGGGAGGACUGCCGAGGGGCUGGCGUGCCGCUCAUGGAGGUGCUGGUGACUGUCCUGGCGCUGUGGGGACCCGCGGGCCUUGGUGCCAAGGUUCAGGAGGCGCUGGCCGAGCUGGCCGCGGUGGAGAGUGUGGACGGCAGCCAGGACCUCUUCCGAGCGCACGUGGGCGCCCUCCUGGAGCGGCUGGCUGCCUCGCACCGGGACUGGACCGGCCACUCCACGGGGUUCCUGCAGUUUGACGUGGUGCUUGCCCACUCAGGCCCUGCCCUCGGAGAAGCCUUGCCCCAGCUGGUCCCCAUCCUCAGGAGCUGCCUCCAACCAGCCCGGGACCCGCCCAUGCGCCUGAAGCUCCUCUCCACCCUGUCGGGGCUGCUGCUGGGAGCCCGGGAGACGGUGGACUCGCAGGGACAGUUCCAUGGCUACCUGGACACCCUGAUCAAGGACAUCUUUGUCCCCAAUCUGCAGUGGCACGCGGGGAGGACGGCUGCGGCCAUCCGUACAGCGGCCGUGUCCUGCCUCUGGGCGCUUGUCAGCAGCGGGGUCCUGUCAGAUGAGCAGAUACAGGAAGUGCAGGAAAUGUUGACGCCUCAAAUUCUAAGCAGCCUGGAAGAAGAUUCUCAGGCGACUCGAUUAACUUCGUGCCGAAUCGUUAACGUAUUUUUAAAGACCUCUGGUGGUGUGAUGGAUCCAGACAAAUUCAUCAAGAUUUAUCCUGAACUCUUAAAACGCCUGGAUGACGUUUCCAACGAGGUGAGGCUGGCGGCCACCGCCUCCUUGGUCACCUGGUUGGAGCGUGUUGGGAACGAGGCCGGGAAGUGCUACUACCAGAGCAACAUUCAGCAACUGUACAGGGAGCUGCUCGUGUACCUCGAUGACCCUGAGAGCGCCAUCCAGGACGCAGUUCUCGAGGCCCUCAAAGCAGGCGGUGUCCUCUUCCCUGACCUCCUGGUGAGAGAGAUGGAGGCCGUCCUCCAUAAGCAUCGCUCACCUACCCACUGCGAGCAGCUGCUACAGCACCUGCAGGCCCUGCCGCCCGCCCCGUGA